Molecule: messenger RNA, 366 nt
Organism: Dentiscutata erythropus
Lineage: Eukaryota; Fungi; Glomeromycota; Glomeromycetes; Diversisporales; Gigasporaceae
Source: the annotation of a GenBank genome assembly
AUGCCGAUAAAAUCGGGUUCUAUAAUCAAUUUUUGUAAAACCAAAGUUACAAAUCAAAAUCUCAUAAAUGAUAUAAUCAAGGGUCUUACCACUAAAGAAAAUGAUGAGAAAGUAAUUCCUACAGUAAUUCUUUAUGACGAUCGUGGCUUACAGCUUUUUGACAAGAUAACCUACAUUGACGAAUAUUAUUUAACAAAUUGUGAGAUCGAUAUUUUGAAUAAAUAUGUUGAUCAACUUACCGACUCUGGUAGUAGUUUAAUUGAACUUGGAGCCGGUAGAGCUUUUGAAGAUGAGAUUCAUCCUGAAUUAAAGCAUACAGGUGCUGGUAUUUUAAUUCUGGAUCAAAUACAAAUGGUAGUCAGGUAA